AUUUAUUUAUUAAGUUCUGAUCUCGUUUCGAUCCGCCUUGCGAACGCUCUCCCAAUAUCACCGCCGCCGCCGUCCGAUCCAUGGCGCUGAACCGCCUGCCUACGCCGACGCCAACGCCGACGCCUGCUGCUGCAGCGAUGGCCCCAGCUUGCUCUUCCCUCACCGGCCCAUUGACGAGGCGUCUCCCUUCUUUCCGGGGCCUGUGGAUGUCGACUCGGUUUGUGAGGGUCUCAAGCGCGCAGGCGCAGAAGGUCAUCUCCAGGUCUUCUCGCCGCCAACACGUUCUUUGCGAGGUCCCUGAGACGACAGAGCAGCUUCCAUCUGUCUCUAAAGAAACAUGGCAAACUCUCGUCCUGGAGUCUGAUAUCCCAGUGCUUGUAGAUUUUUGGGCACCAUGGUGCGGGCCUUGCCGGCUAAUUGAGCCAACCAUUGUCAAAUUGUCAAAGGAUUACGAAGGCAAACUCAAAUGCUACAAAUUAAACACGGAUGAGAACCCUGACAUAACUACACAAUAUGGUAUUCGGAGCAUUCCAACCAUGAUGAUAUUCAAAGAUGGUGAGAAGAAAGAAGCUAUUCUUGGGGCUGUGCCAGAAUCUAAACUUAUUUCAUCAAUUGAGAAGUUUCUAGUGAGGUAAAUACGUCCAUAUUUAUUUUUCUCUUUCUAUUUGAACUUUGUAUAUUAAGGAUUUGUUGUGAGCCGUUGAUGUCAUUUAGCAAUAACUGGUGGUUGAAGGAAAUAAAGCAGCUGCUUGGAUUGAAUAUAAUACUGGAAAUGUUCAGUUAAAUUUCUAGUUUA
Zingiber officinale is the source of this 796-nucleotide messenger RNA. RefSeq names its product thioredoxin-like. The transcript is spliced from 2 exons. Bases 81 to 635 code for a protein of 184 amino acids. Gene Ontology annotation, cellular component: cytoplasm. The record is from RefSeq and is a predicted model, not a curated record. Lineage: Eukaryota; Viridiplantae; Streptophyta; Magnoliopsida; Zingiberales; Zingiberaceae. Gene Ontology annotation, molecular function: oxidoreductase activity, acting on a sulfur group of donors, disulfide as acceptor; protein-disulfide reductase activity.